Hydra vulgaris (swiftwater hydra) is the source of this 864-nucleotide messenger RNA. NCBI's taxonomy places the organism in Eukaryota, Metazoa, Cnidaria, Hydrozoa, Anthoathecata, Hydridae. The record is from RefSeq and is a predicted model, not a curated record.
AAUGCCAACAAAGUCUCAGCAACUGUGAAACUAUUAUAAAAAUAAACUUGUUAUAUAUUUUAGUUUUGUCUUGUUGCCUUGUAUUACGAUUUGUUAUUGUUGAUGUUUUAUUUGUUGUUAAUUGGUUACCACUGCAGUUUACUGUAAUAGAAUGGGUUUCAUCAAUAUUAUGCUAUGUCUGGUGCUGGUCUGUAACUCGUUUUGUCAAAGUCCGUGGGACGGAAUGAAUAUACAUUGUAAUAUGGAAAAAGUAAGUGUCAUUGUGGAAGAGGAUGGAUGUAAAAAUAUGAAUCCCGUUGAUCUGCAUUACUGCCGAGGUAACUGUCCGUCCGCAACUACCUAUUACCACAAGUACCCUUACUAUAAAUCAAUUUGCCAGUGUUGUAAAGCAACUGCUGAAACUGUUAAAAUAAUAUCAUUAGACUGUCCACCAAAUGAAGCAAAUGGAGAAAAAGUAACAAAGUUUGCUUAUAGAAACACAGUGGCAGAAUGUAAAUGCCAUUCUUGUGAUGCUACACGAAAAAAGUAGCUUCUAAGAAGCUUGAUCAAAAAAUUGUGUAUUUUGAUGUUACGACACAAGUAAAAAAGGCAGAAAAACUCAUUGAAUAAUAACAAUUUAAAAAUCGAGAAAGCGUUUUUAUGUUAAGAAUUUUGUUUUAAACACUUUAUGGAAAUAGUUUGGUGAUAAAAACAAAUAAAUUUAGGUAAAUUUAACAAAUUUUAUUCCGUCAUCGGUUGUGCGUAUGGCGUGAUACAUUGCUAGGUGCGUUAACCUCAAAAAAGAUUACGUAAUAUAUUUUUGUUAUUGUUGUUAUGAGCUUUUUGUUAUUGCUGUUAUGAGUAAUAAGAAUUUAUUAAUAAUAA